Molecule: messenger RNA, 4819 nt
Organism: Puntigrus tetrazona (Sumatra barb)
Lineage: Eukaryota; Metazoa; Chordata; Actinopteri; Cypriniformes; Cyprinidae
Gene: ctdp1
Product: CTD (carboxy-terminal domain, RNA polymerase II, polypeptide A) phosphatase, subunit 1
Exons: 12
Coding region: 484-2970 (828 amino acids)
Cellular component (GO): nucleus
Molecular function (GO): RNA polymerase II CTD heptapeptide repeat phosphatase activity
Source: RefSeq, a predicted model, not a curated record
ACAUCACAAACCAGGGGUUUGCUUGUCUCAGAGGGGGAGGGGGUAGAUAAAAACAGCUUGUUACAAAUGCUCAGGUCAGAUUUUUUCUAAACCACAAGUUUGAUAUGACUGUAAAUAUUUGACGUAACUUUUUUGUCUUAUUUUAUAUAAAUGAUUAUUACUAUUAUUAUUAUUUAAAUACAUAAGUGUUAUUAUUAUUACUACUAUAAAGUACAUAUUAUACUCUAAUAUUAAUGUAAAUCUAAAUCAAGAGUGCGAUUAAAGUCUCCCGGAAGUGGAAAGACUUUCGCUCGCGCUGCAGCCUUGUGUUUCCUGUUUACGGGCGGGAAGAGCGAACCUGCGCCUCAGCCUGCCUUGCGUUACAGCUCGUUUCCAUCGCUAUCUUUCCCGGUUCGCCUCUGGAUUAUUUUAGCGCUUUUAUUAAUUCUCCCCAGACGCCCCGUGCGCUCCGCCGCGUGUCUCCGGCGGAAGUUUAAAGCUCUGAUGGAGGAGCCUGCAGACUCCGGAGGCGGCGCGGCAGCGGAGGCCCCCGCGGCGCAGGUGACGGAGAUCCGCUGCCCCGCCGGAGCGCGUCCUCUGCGGCUGCUCGAGUGGAAGGUGAAGCCCGGAGCUCUGGUGAACUUGGACUCCGUGAUCGCGGUGUGCGCGCCGAUCCCCGCCGAAGGCGAGUGCAGAGCGGCCGAGAGGAAGCUGAAGUCGGACCGCGCUGGAGUUGUGCGGGAACUGUGCGGUCAACUCGGACAGGUCAUCGCGCCUGGGAGUGUGAUAGCAAAAGUGGAAGAAUGCAGUCAUCCCAUUGUAAUGAAGGGUUUGUGUGCCGAAUGCGGCCAGGACUUAACUCAACUGCAGAGCAAGAAUGGAAAGCAGCUGGCGCCCAUCUCUACGGCGACCGUUUCCAUGGUGCACAGUGUUCCCGAGCUGAUGGUCAGCUCUGAGCAAGCGGAGCAGCUUGGCCGAGAGGACCAGCAAAGACUUCACAGGAACAGGAAGUUAGUGCUGAUGGUGGAUCUGGACCAAACGCUGAUCCACACCACUGAACAGCACUGCCAGCGCAUGUCCAACAAGGGAAUCUUUCAUUUCCAGCUGGGACGGGGUGAGCCUAUGCUUCACACUCGACUGCGGCCUCACUGCAAAGACUUCCUGGAAAAGAUCGCCAAACUCUAUGAGCUGCACGUCUUCACCUUCGGCAGCCGUUUAUACGCUCACACCAUCGCGGGUUUUUUAGACCCUGAAAAGAAGCUCUUCUCUCAUCGGAUCAUGUCUAGAGACGAAUGCAUCGACCCCUUCUCUAAGACGGGCAACCUCAGAAAUUUGUUCCCCUGUGGAGACUCCAUGGUGUGCAUCAUAGACGACCGAGAGGAUGUUUGGAAGUUUGCCCCCAACCUCAUCACAGUGAAGAAAUACAUCUACUUCCAGGGCACCGGUGACAUCAACGCCCCGCCGGGCUCACGAGAGGCACAGAUGGCCAGAAAAGGUAACCAGGCAGGUCGGCCCGCAGAGAGCUUGGAAGCGUCAGGACAGGAAGAGCAGAGAAACGGUCUCAGGAAAUCCAGCAAGGACCGAAAAACUGGGCAUGAGUCGUCGUCCACCUCUGCCACUGCCACUCAGGGAGCAUCGGCCAACGAGAGGACUCACCCUGCAGGGGAACGGCCCACCGACGGCACAGAUUUAACUGACAAGUGUAAUGUGAAAGCGGAGGGGGAGGGCAGCUCAGGUGAGACGGACACCCCAAACGCUGCUGACGCUGCUGCCAACGACCUGGAUUUUGACCUUUCCAGCGACAGCGAAAGCGAGGGUAAAACGGGAUUAUCCGACAGCGAUGGCGAAGCCAAACAGAGCCAAACAAAAACAGAGGAGUGUAAAAGCAAAGAGGAUGGUGGGGAAGGGGACAAACAGAGGACAGAGGGGGACGAUGUCCCAGAAACAGAUCCCGAGGGUCUCUGCGACUUGGGCAACGGCUGUUCCGACAAGAAAGAAGUAGAAACCGAGUCUCAAAACAGCGAGCAGUCGGGAGUCACCAUGGGCGAGGAGUCUUUAGAUCACAGUAUGGAGGAUGAGGACGAUGAGGAAGAGGAAGACAUCGACCAGGACGACCACCUGAUUUACUUGGAGGAGGUUUUGGUUCGCAUCCACAGCGAGUAUUACUCACGCUAUGAGGCCUUCCUCAGGAAAGAGAGCUCUGAGAGUCCGGACAUACGGAAGAUCCUUCCCGAACUGAAGGGCUGUGCGCUUUCGGGCACCACCAUCAUCUUCAGCGGCCUGUAUCCCACCAGCUACCCAAUGGAGCGCACGAGGGAGUGGUACCACGCCAAGGCACUGGGAGCCAAGCUCGGCAAGACCCUGGUGCUCAACGCCAAAGACCCAAACCGCACCACCCACCUUAUUGCUGCACGCGCAGGUACCGAGAAAGUUCGUCAAGCUCAGGGCUGUAAACAUCUCCAUGUGGUGAAUCCUGAAUGGUUGUGGGCCUGUUUGGAGCGCUGGGAGCGAGUCGAGGAGCGACUCUUUCCUCUCAAAGAGGACUACAUCAAAUCACACAGGAGCAAUAGUCCCGCCACGUUUCCAGACAUCCCCGGGUCCUUCCCGAAGCCUCUGUUCCAGGCCCCUCCUGUCCAGCAGAAGCCCCUGCCAGUGCCAGAAAUGCGGACGUAUGACCCCGUCACCGGCAAACUGAUCCGCCGGGGUCCUCAGGCCUCCCGUCCACCCUCCUAUCUGCACUCGCACGGAUCCUCAAUGUCGGCCAAGGGAGACCUGUCCAGCCUCAGGUCAGCUCAGGGGUCUCAGCAGACGGAUGAAGCUGCAGGAUCGAGUCCUGAUGAUGAGCAGCCUGGACCUUCUCGCAGGAAACGACAGCCCAGCAUGUCUGAAACCAUGCCGCUCUACACGCUCUGCAAAGAAGACCUGGAGAGCAUGGACAAAGAGGGGCCACAAAAGAAAGCUGGAGGAGGCCAGAGAAGACAACGACGAUGAAGAUGACGACGAUGGUGAUGGCGGAUCCAGUAAAGACUCCAAUGAGGAUGAGGAAGGCAGCAGCUCAGAGGCUGACGAGAUGGCCGCUGCACUGGAGGCGGAGCUAAAUGACUUCAUGUGAGCUGAUUGGACGAUGAUGCAUAUGAACUAUUCUGUGUCCUCGUAAGGUACCAGAGACGAAACAUGCGUUUGUGUCGCUGUUAUACAGCGCAAGUAAAUGUGUGCACGUGCGCGCGUGUGUGUGUGUGUGUGUGUGAAAAUAAAACAAAAGGGGUUUACAAAGUAGAUAGAUAUGUACAGAUAGAGUUUUAGUAGAAGUUCAACACAAAGUCAUUUUAUUGUGAAUUUACUUAGCGGUGUGGGAAGUAGAGCUCCUGUGUCUGAUGUUUUACUUAGUUUCUGUUCGGAAAUUAAUUUUUUAUAUAAAUGUAAAUGAAAUAUUUCAACUAAUUGGUAACGAAUGCCAAAGAGUCUGAAGAGCUCUGCUCAUGGACCCCUCAGAAGACGUUCGGAGGGGUUUGUGGUCCUCACCAGCAGUCAAAAUCAGACGUCCGAAUGUGUCCAGUGUCGUCUCUUUCCUUUGGUUUUGUGCCCCGCCCCCUGUGUGUGACUGACACUGUGCUGCACCAAUCCCAGAAUACCAGCACCUUUAGACACGCCCACAGCCACUAUUACCAAAAAAAGACUCCCAACUGCUACGUGAAGAACCGAUAAGAACGUGAAAUGUAAUACAUUUGCAGCAGAGUUGACUCACACCACUAUGGCUUGCGACUGAUUUAUUGCGAUAUUAAAGGAGCAGUUCGCAAAAAUGACUUGUAUAGUUCUGUCAUCAUUUACUCACUCUUUGCAAACCAAAAAUUUGAGAUAUUAAAGGAGUGGUUGACACAAAAAUAAAACUCCUAUCAUCAUUUACUCACUCUCGAGUAGUUAUGAAUUUUUUUUUCGUGAUCGGCAGAACAAAGAGAUUCAUACCGAUUUGAAUCUACUUGAGAAUGAGUAAAUGAUCUUUGGGUGAACUAUUCCUUUAAGAAGAAUGUCUGAGCUGCAACAGUCUUAUAAAAGUGAUCCUUAUGACAUUUAUCUCCAUAUUUCAUGUCUCCUGAAAUAACUUUAUGUGAGGAAAAUACAGGAGAGUCUUUGUUUGCUUAAUUUCAAGCUUUCGAUGCAAAUUUGACAUGAAGCUCGUUAACAAGACGACCGAUAUUAAUGCAUUAUUUUAAGAGUCCAUGUGGCUUUUAGAGCUUUGUAGAGUUGAAGAUGAUCAGUUUGCUCCUCACACAAAUAAAUACUUUGAAAGUUGCUUAUGAGUCACAUGGGCCACUUUUAAUGCUUUUGUUCGUCUUGGAGGUCGACGUUAAUAUGAAUAAAUCCGACUUUUGCUCAGAUGUUCUGCGUCUCUACACAUGCGCUAGUAAAUGAUAACAGACUUGUCGUGUUUGUGUGAACUCUUUCUGUAACGACCUACGAACUGAUGCUUGUGGGUUUUGACGUGAACGCCAGCUUUGGCAGAUAUCAUCCUCUUCACUGGGCUUCAGGUGCUGAUAGUGAACACUGUGGCAGCGUUGAACCGGGUGUUUGGUUGGCUCUCGCCGCCCUGAACCAUCACUGUACACACACUGAUCCGAUCUGGACCCGUUCUGAGACGCUUUUCUUCUGCCGAGCCGAGACGUCCAGAUCCAAGUCGGUUUCUCCGAGGUUUGCGCACCUCGUCCCUCGUGUUGUUUUGGACUGAUGGAUUUUCUUUCGCUUUCAUUGUGCCGUUGUUUUCGACAAUGUAAAGUAUUUGUAUAUUCUAUUUCGUACUUGACAAACAAAAUGCUUUUCAUUUAAUAAAGAUUUGUUUUAUAAA